Papilio machaon (common yellow swallowtail) is the source of this 1003-nucleotide messenger RNA. It is a transcript of the gene Drep1, whose product is annotated as DNA fragmentation factor subunit alpha. Gene Ontology annotation, biological process: regulation of apoptotic process; apoptotic process. The transcript is spliced from 2 exons. NCBI's taxonomy places the organism in Eukaryota, Metazoa, Arthropoda, Insecta, Lepidoptera, Papilionidae. The record is from RefSeq and is a predicted model, not a curated record. Bases 160 to 753 code for a protein of 197 amino acids.
CAAUUACCUUUAUAUAUUUUUUUGUUCUGUGCAGCUCUGCACAAACGGAUAAGUGCUAAAAUUAAUAUGUUGAUUGUUUUUAUACUUCCAAACGCCGGUGCGUAAUAAAUUUUACUUGCUAUUUUAAUUAUAAUUCUCGAAUAAAACUGCAAUUAUAUAAUGGAGAACGACAUCAACAAACCUUAUAAAAUCUGUGAUGUUAACCGAGACAAAAAGAAAGGUAUUGUAGCUUCGUCUUUGGAAGAUCUACUUGCAAAAGUUCCCGAAAAAUUGGGUUUACCUAGUGAAAAUUUGACAGUUGUCCUAGAAUGUGAUGGUACAGAGGUCGAUGACGAUGAAUAUUUCUCUACAUUAGACCCCGAUACAGCACUAAUGAUCUUACACGGUAAUGAAAAAUGGGCCCCGAAUAUGCCCAAGUGUCAAGUUUCGCUAGACCAAACAGACGAAGUGACGCUUGGAGACAAGGGACAGGUCGCUAAUCUUGUAGGAAGACUACAACAUAAUCUUUGUCAUAUUUCAUUACUUGGAGGGCAAGACCUGGAACUUCUCUCGGAUAUGGAUCCAGAUAGCCUUGCUGAUAUUGUAACAGACCGGGACAAUCGAAUUAUUUUAGAACAUAUUAAAGAAGCUUCUGGAAGGAUACUUCUAGAAAAACGUCAAGCACAAGAUGCUAUGGAAUUACUAAAACUAUAUCAUCAGAGUGUAGCAAACGGCAAUGAAGAUGUGUCACCACCAAGUCAGGAGGGGAUUUAAAAAACUUCAAUGUAAUCUCAACCUCAACAGUGUCCUACUAAUCUGACCCUAUAUUUAUUUCUAAGGGAUGGUAAAUCUCAAAAGUUUACAAAGAAAUUUUCAUACUUUAGGCUCCCAUGCUUGCAAAUAAUUUUGUAUGAAUGCAAAAAAUAGAGUAAAGGUAUGGCUCAAUAAAAUUACUACUUAAUAUUAGUUAUAAUCAUUAUUAUAAGAUUCAAAAUAGUAAUCCAUUAAUAACACCAAAAAAUAU